AUGGCGUUAGCGAUAGAACCGAAAAAUGUUGAAAUUUUGUUGAAAAAAUUUCAUGCUCUAUUAUAGCUAGAAAAAUAUUAAAAAGCUAUUUAAGAGUUAGAUAAUAUUUUAAAUAUUGAUAACCAAAAUGAAUUUUGUAUUUUGUAAAAAGGUACCAAGUAAACUAAACAAUUAGGAUUUUGUCUAAAAUUAAAUAAAGAAUAUUAAAUGGCAAUUCGAUGGUUUGAUAAAGCUUUGCAAUUUGAUUCGAAAAAUCUUAAAGUGAUUGAUGAAAAAGGUCAAUGUUUAUUAAAGUUGAAUGAGUUUGAUGAAGCCAUCAAAUGCAUUGAUUUGGCAUUAUCAAUUAAUCCAAAACAUGUUCCAUCCUUGGCAAUAAAAGGUGAUUGCUUAUUAUCUAAGAAUUUGUAUGAAAAUGCUCUUUCCAUAUUAGAAUUAGCAUUGUAAAUAAACCCUUAUGAUGUAUGUACUUUGUCCAUAAAAGGUACUGUUUAAACCAUAUAUAGGGAAAUGCUUAUUAUUGAUGAAUAAGUAUUAAGAGGCUAUUUAGUGCUUUGA
Molecule: messenger RNA, 555 nt
Organism: Paramecium tetraurelia
Lineage: Eukaryota; Ciliophora; Oligohymenophorea; Peniculida; Parameciidae
Exons: 4
Molecular function (GO): protein binding
Source: RefSeq, a predicted model, not a curated record